AUGGCUUGCUGUGCACUACAAAUCAUUGGUCUAAUAUUUGGAGGCGUGGGCAUGGUCGGGACUUUGGCAGCUACAGCUAUGCCACAAUGGAGAGUUUCUGCCCACAUUGACAGUAACAUCGUGGUGUUUGAGACUAUCUGGGAAGGACUGUGGAUGGACUGCAUCAGCCAGAUGGGCAUCAGGCUACAGUGCAAGUUCUAUGACUCUAUCCUGGCUCUUCCCCCACCCUUAGAGGCGUUCAGAGCCCUCAUGUGCACUGCAGUGCUCCUGUCAAUCAUUGCCUUUUUGAUGGCCAUUGUUGGUGUGAAGUACACUCACUGGACCAAGGAGGAUCCCCAGGGCAUCAGUAUCUUCAUGUUAGCAGCUGGAGUUGCCUUUCUUGUGACGGGCGUCCUUGUUCUGAUCCCUGUGUCCUGGACUGGUGGCAGCAUCAUUCAUGACUUCUACGAUGCAAAAGUCCCUACGCCAUUGAAACGAGAACUGGGAGCUGCUCUCUACGUGGGCUGGGUGAGCGCUGCAUUUCUUGUCAUGGCGGGAGCAAUGUACUGUAGCUUCUGGUGCUGGGCUGGAACAACCCCAAAAUCUAGGUAUCCUUCACUUCCUCAUCACAGAUUGCACAAACCUAACACGGCAGGAGGGACACUGCUAAGCAUGCAGGCGUACGUGUAG
Molecule: messenger RNA, 669 nt
Organism: Lagopus leucura (white-tailed ptarmigan)
Lineage: Eukaryota; Metazoa; Chordata; Aves; Galliformes; Phasianidae
Product: claudin-8-like
Exons: 1
Coding region: 1-669 (222 amino acids)
Biological process (GO): bicellular tight junction assembly; cell adhesion
Cellular component (GO): bicellular tight junction; plasma membrane
Molecular function (GO): structural molecule activity
Source: RefSeq, a predicted model, not a curated record